GGGACGCGCGCGCUCCCUCGCUGGCGGAGCGGCUGGGCGGCGGGCCGGGCCCGGGGCCGCUUGGAAUGGCGCCUCCUCCGCCUUCGCCCCUACUGCUUCUCCUGGCAGCCCUGGCGAGGCUCCUGGGUCCCAGCGAGGUGAUGGCUGGACCGGCGGAGGAGGCGGGAGCCCAUUGUCCCGAGAGCCUGUGGCCUCUGCCCCCGCAGGUGUCACCAAGAGUGACCUACACACGAGUGAGCCCAGGGCAGGCAGAGGCAGGGUUCUAGUUCUCCGCCCCACCUCCAAGCCCAGGACAGAUCAGCCCCAGGACAGAUGGCUCAAAGACAGUGAGCCAUAGGCCUGUCAUCUGCAAUGCUGUGUCAGGAUGCUGUUGGGUAGCUGGCUCUGCGGACAAGUGGCUGCUGAGGAUGUCACCUUCCUCUACCACCCCUGUGCCCAUCCCUGGCUGAAGCUCCAGCUUGCCCUCCUGGCCUAUGCUUGUAUGGCUAACCCUUCCCUCACCCCUGACUUCAGCCUCACGCAGGAUCGGCCCCUGGUGCUGACUGCAUGGGGGCUGGCGCUGGAGAUGGCCUGGGUAGAGCCAGCCUGGGCUGCCCACUGGCUGAUGAGGCGGAGGAGGAAGCAGAGGAAGAAGAAGGCAUGGAUCUACUGUGAAAGCCUUUCAGGGCCUGCUCCCUCCGAGCCAACCCCCGGUAGAGGGAGGCUGUGCCGAAGAGGGUGUGUGCAGGCCCUGGCUCUGGCCUUCGCUCUGCGGAGCUGGCGGCCCCCUGGCACAGAGGUGACAUCUCAAGGGCCCAGGCAGCCCUCUCCCAGUGGUGCCAAGAGGCGGAGGCUGCGGGCUGCCCUUGGUCCCCAGCCCACUCGCUCAGCCCUGAGGUUUCCCUCUGCUUCCCCAGGGAGCUUGAAGGCCAAGCAGCCCAUGGUGGGAAUCCCUGGUAGGGAGAGUAAUGCCCCAUCUGUGCCCACUGUCUCCCUGCUGCCGGGGGCGCCUGGAGGCAAUGCCAGCUCCAGGACAGAGGCUCAGGUGCCCAACGGGCAAGGCAGCCCAGGGGGCUGUGUCUGUUCAAGUCAGGCUUCCCCGGCCCCUCGCGCAGCAGCGCCUCCACGGGCAGCCCGGGGCCCCACCCCACGCACUGAAGAGGCCGCCUGGGCUGCCAUGGCCCUGACCUUCCUGCUGGUGCUGCUCACCCUGGCCACGCUCUGCACACGGCUGCACAGAAACUUCCGACGCGGGGAGAGCAUCUACUGGGGGCCCACAGCGGACAGCCAGGACACAGUGGCUGCUGUGCUGAAGCGGAGGCUGCUGCAGCCCUCGCGCCGGGUCAAGCGCUCGCGCCGGAGACCCCUCCUCCCGCCCACGCCGGACAGCGGCCCGGAAGGCGAGAGCUCGGAGUGACGGCCUGGGACCUGCCACUGUGGCGUGCGGCUCCUCCCCGCGCCGCGAGGCCGCGACCUCUGCCACGUGGACCGCGCGCGGGGCGCCCCCUGGUGGCGAUGGCGCGGCACUGGCCGAGCACUGCGGGGACUUUCCUCCUUGUUGGUUGAUGAGUGGGCGGCCAAGGGGAGAAAAGGAGCCGCUUCUGCCUCCCUUGCCAAAACUCCGUUUCUAAUUAAAUUAUUUUUAGUAGA
Pan troglodytes (chimpanzee) is the source of this 1629-nucleotide messenger RNA. RefSeq names its product tumor protein p53 inducible protein 13 (gene TP53I13). NCBI's taxonomy places the organism in Eukaryota, Metazoa, Chordata, Mammalia, Primates, Hominidae. The record is from RefSeq and is a predicted model, not a curated record. The transcript is spliced from 8 exons. Gene Ontology annotation, cellular component: cytoplasm. Bases 365 to 1396 code for a protein of 343 amino acids.